This is a messenger RNA of Brachypodium distachyon (stiff brome), 2442 nucleotides long. RefSeq names its product L-type lectin-domain containing receptor kinase IX.2. The transcript has 2 exons. Gene Ontology annotation, cellular component: plasma membrane. The record is from RefSeq and is a predicted model, not a curated record. Bases 320 to 2290 code for a protein of 656 amino acids. Gene Ontology annotation, biological process: protein phosphorylation. Gene Ontology annotation, molecular function: carbohydrate binding; protein kinase activity; ATP binding. NCBI's taxonomy places the organism in Eukaryota, Viridiplantae, Streptophyta, Magnoliopsida, Poales, Poaceae.
AUUAAUUCAAUAAUGCAUGACACUAGAAUUAAGGUAUGCUGUAUGCACAUGCCGCUAGCUAGAGCACAGGUAGUACCGAUUGUGGCAAGCAUCCUCAGGCCUCGCCCAAGGAUUUGCAUUCCACAAACAACGACCUUUCUGAAACAUAAACUUUAUAUUACUGGCAGUUCAGUCAGUUGUCUUUGUCCCCUCCGUUUGUUGGGUGAAAUUUCCCUAUAUAUACAUACAUACACGAUGGGACGGGAGGCCAGAUGUACUACUCCAAAACUCACGCAACACACGCCACCUCUUCUUGGUGAGGCUCGAGCUAGUUACAGUUAUGUUUGCUGCAAGCAUCAGCGGCGCCCUGCAGCUUCUCCUCCUGUACGCCGGCUGCUUCCUCCUCGGCCGCAUAUUGCCAUUUGAUGCUCCUCGACAUGUUGCCGCCGCCGCCACGGCUCCACCCUUCUCCUUCGGCUUCGACUUCUCCAACUCAUCCACUUACAACCUACAAGACCUCCGUUUCGAGGGCAGCGCGCAGCCCGAUUUGGACGGUAAACUCGUCGACCUCACCUGCAACUCGGACUAUUCCACCUACAACUGCACGGGGCGGAUGUCGUACGGGCACCCAGUGCCGUUCUACGACAGCGCCACCGGCGUCGUGGCCAGCUUCACCACACAGUUCACCUUCAGGUUCAGUCUCCCUGAGCAAAGAGGCACGGUUAGGAAGGGGGAUGGCAUGGCUUUCUUCCUCACCGGCUACCCGUCAGUAAUGCCACCCGACUCAAUAGGUGGCGGCCUCGGCCUCAUGAACGGUCGCCUUCACUCUGCCUACGGCCCAGACCGGUUUGUCGCCGUCGAGUUUGACACAUUCAACAACUUCUUCGACCCUGGGAACUCCUCAGACCACAUUGGCAUCGACCUCAGCACCCUGAAAGACAGUAACGCUACCAUGAGCUUGCCCACCUUCAGACUGAAUGGGACCAUGACGGCAUCCAUCAGUUUUAGCGCCACCACCCGGACGUUGGUAGCUAGCCUGCACUUUGAUGACCGUCCUUCUGUACAACCAGUUGAGGUCAGCAGGCAAUUACCCGACCCGAUCAUGGCCUUGCUCCCGCCAGACGUGGCGGUGGGCUUCUCUGCCGCCACCGGCGCAGAGGCGGAGCUGCACCAGAUAUUGUCCUGGUCCUUCAACUCCACACUUCCUCCCAAGAAACACACAGCUUCGACAGGUGGGGGCCUAAUCAUAACAGCGAUAGUUGGAGGAUCUGUCGUGUUCAUAGGCGUGGGUUGGUUCAUUCUGGCAUGGUUUAUGCGGAAACAAGGGCGUGAUUCCAUUAUGGCGGGGGCUGGCCAAAGGCGAUUCCGAUACCGCGAUUUGGUUCAUGCAACCGACAACUUCUCCGAGAAGAGGAAGCUCGGCGAGGGCGCCUUUGGCGCGGUGUAUCGGGGGACAUCCCUCAAGGGCCAUGAAGGCCAGGUGGCUGUUAAGAAGAUCUCAGAGGCCAAGGGGUCACUAGGAGGAACAAAGAACUUCCUCGACGAAAUCAACACCAUUAGCAAGACGAAGCACAAGAAUCUUGUCAGCCUGGAAGGUUGGUGCUGCAGCAGCAAGGGAAUCUGGAACUUGCUGUGUUGGUGCUGCCAGAAGCAGGAUGAUCAUGAGAUCUUCCUUGUCUAUGAACUGAUACCUCAGGGCAAUCUCCACGAUCACCUACACAAGGAAGAUACAGUUCUUCCGUGGGACACCAGGUACAACAUAGUGAAGGGAAUUGGAUCUGCUCUUCUUUACCUCCACCACGAGUGUCAUCCAUACAUCCUGCACAGGGAUAUCAAGCCCCAGAACAUACUCCUGGACAAUGAAUACAAUGCUAAGAUCGCCGACUUCGGGCUGUCACGGAUCGCCAACCACAACAACACCUCAGUGGUGACCACCGCCAUAGGGACAGUCGGAUACAUGGAUCCACAGUUGCUGGAACCAGACAAAUUCAGCUUCAACCGCAGCACCGACGUCUACAGCUUUGGGAUUGUUCUGCUGAAGAUCGCCUGCGAGCGCAACAUGUCGAGGCAAGGAGUCUGGAAUCUAUAUAGCAACGAAGCCGCGGUGCGCAUGAUGGAGGCUGCAGCUGAUGAAAGGUUAGGCGGCGACUUUGACAGGGCGCAGAUGCUUCGUGUGCUUGUCCUGGGCCUCUGGUGUUCUCUCCCUGACGGGGCAAACCGACCUACGAUGCAGGACGCAAUGCGAUUCUUGGAGCACGACAACACACCAUUACCUGACCUUGCAUCAUUUGCUGCCCCCUCUUCUACUUAAUCCGAUGGUUAUUCAGCAUCGUUACUUCUUUAAUUAGUUUGUUGUAAUUCAGACACUCCCAAACUUAUCUAUUUCAUGUUGUAUCAAUGAAUGUAUCACCAAAUGGACAUCUGGCAUUUUCCAUCAAAACAUCAAUUGGUUUGUUAGUGGUC